GAGCAGACAGAGACCACCCAGGAGAGCCCGAGGAGAACGUCCUCCUCUGCCAGGCCCUGCAGACCUUCUUCCCCAGCUCUGGGCUCCAGACAUGUGUUGUGUCCUUCCAGGGCCGACAGGUGGCCAGGAACUGCUGCAGCACUGACCACAAGAUUAACGUCAGGGACAAACUGACUCUGAUGGUGGAGCAAAAGGAGUGCCCUGAGGCUGAGCCGAGACUCCCCACCAAGCGCAGAGUCAGAGGCACCACAGCAGGAUCCAAGUCAGUCAAGAAAUCCAGACCACUGAAGCUUCACCACAAACUACUUGGAGACCAAGAGGACAGUGACCAGGAAAGGAAGCUUACACUGAGCAGCACUGAAACAGAUGAGGAUGUGCUGGAGAAAGUCAGAGACACAAAUGAAUACCCACACUCCCCUACUUUUUGA
Molecule: messenger RNA, 428 nt
Organism: Merops nubicus (carmine bee-eater)
Lineage: Eukaryota; Metazoa; Chordata; Aves; Coraciiformes; Meropidae
Gene: ABRAXAS1
Product: family with sequence similarity 175, member A
Exons: 1
Source: RefSeq, a predicted model, not a curated record